AUGACGAUAACAACAACAAUAAAACAGACGACGACGAUCAACGCCCGCGUGAACGAACACUCUCACUUUUUCGACGCGCUCGUCGAACACAUCCCGCAAAAGUUCUACCUCGCGACCGAGAAAUCCUUCGGGGACGACGACGAUGACGAGGAAAUGCUGAUGGCCUCUUUAGGCAGGUUCGGGGCGAAAAAAGCCUCACAAAAAUCCACCGCGGAGAAGAAAAGAAUGGUGAAAAUGAAAACGAUGGAAAAGAAACGACAGAAACUCGAUCCGAAUUUAGUUCUCACGAACGCGGAGACUCUGCAGAAGAAAAUGGAAAAGAAGAGGAAGAAAGGUUUGGAGGAUACAGAGGAGGAGGGAGAGGACGAGGCGCGGAGGGCGAACGCGGCGAAGGCGGAGGAAUCCGGGAGCGGCGACGAAGAGGAAGAGGAAGAGGAGGAGGAAGGAGCGAACGGAGAGAAGAAGAAGGAAUCAAACGGGAGUAGUAUGUUCAAAGAUAUGGUUAUAGACGCCUCGACGCCGACGAAGGAGGAAAAAAGCGAACGGUUAGAAGCGUUGAGAAAACGUCUGGAGAAGAAAAUUCAGGAUUCGAGGGAGAAGCGGAAAGCGAGCGAACACGAGAAGAAGGUGAAAGACGCGAAAGAUUGGAGAGAGCAACGGGAGAAGAUGAAAUUGGAGAAGAAGGAAAGGGAGAAGAGGAUGAAGAAGAUCGUGGACGCGAAGAAGAGAGAGACGAUGAGGAAUAAUAGCAACGAAAAGAAGAAGGGCGAUGAAACCGCCGCCAACAGAGGAGAAGACGGAUACCCGAAGAUGAACUUGGCGUUUGGUAACGUGGACGUGGACGAGGUUCCAUCAUCUAGAUUAAACGGCAAGAAGAAAAAAGAAACGAAGAGAGAUCUGCUCUCGAAAGCACUUCAGCGAGAAAAAGAUUUAGCCGACGCUGGCGGCGACCAAACCAAAGAAGGCAAACGCGUCGCCGAGAAGCACGCCUGGGAGGCUUCGUUGAAACGCGCGAGAGGAGAGAAAGUCUUGGACGACCCGAAACUUCUGCGCAAAUCCGUCAAAAGAGAAGAAAAGAAGAAACAAAAGAACAAAGAGAAAUGGAACGAGCGGACGAAAACGGUUCAGGACCAACAAAACGCGAAGAAGAAAAAGCGCAAGGAGAACAUCAAGGCGAAAGCGGACGAGAAAAUCGAAAAGAACAUCGAUAGGAGAGAGAAGAAGAGGAACCGGCCCGGGUUUGAAGGCCGGUCCAAAGGCAUGAUUAAUUAA
Bathycoccus prasinos is the source of this 1272-nucleotide messenger RNA. RefSeq lists its product with no specific name. Gene Ontology annotation, cellular component: nucleolus. The record is from RefSeq and is a predicted model, not a curated record. Gene Ontology annotation, molecular function: DNA binding; RNA binding. The transcript has a single exon. Gene Ontology annotation, biological process: ribosomal small subunit biogenesis; ribosomal large subunit biogenesis. Bases 1 to 1272 code for a protein of 423 amino acids. NCBI's taxonomy places the organism in Eukaryota, Viridiplantae, Chlorophyta, Mamiellophyceae, Mamiellales, Bathycoccaceae.